AUGGACAACGCCGCUGCGCGCUUCAGCCAGUCCUGCCCCGAGUGCGGGGGACAAGAUUUUGUCGAGGACUACGCCCACGGGGACCUCGUGUGCACGAGCUGCGCCCUGGUGCUGGAGUCACAUCUCAUCGACGAGCGAUCGGAAUGGCGAACGUUCACUGAUUCGGACAAAACUGGUGCAGAUCCAAACAGAGUGGGGAGUCCCACAAACAAAUUGUUGGGAGGCGGUGGCUUGUCUACCGUCAUUGGCAAGACACAGGGUGAUGGUGGCGCCUCAUACGCUCUGGGAAGGCUGAACGCCCGGACCAACUACCAAGACCGAGUGCUCAUCAACGCAUUCAGUGAAAUAAGUUCCAUGUGUCGCAAACUCAGCCUGGUGGAGAAAAUCAAAGACCGGGCUUGCGAGCUGUACAAAGAGUACAAAGACCUCAAGUCGAUAAGGGGCAGGAAGGCCAUCGCGUUUUAUGCGGCGUGCAUCUACAUCGCAUGCCGCCUGGAAACCCUACCAAGGACCUUCAAAGAGAUCAAUGCUGCAGCACCAGAUGCCUCGAGACGGGACAUUGCCCGAUGUUUUCGGGCUGUCAUUACCGAGAUGCAGGGAGUUGGUGUGGCCAUGGAGGUUGGCACAAUCCAUGCCUCAAACUAUAUGCGUCGUUUUGGCUCCAAUCUCAACUUCUCGAAUGACGACAUGCGGGCCUGCGAGCAGGUUGCGAAUGCUGCUUGCCCAAAGGAUGGCAGGGUGAACGGCGAUGAGAAGAAAUGGGAUGGCAGGAGCCCCAUUUCGAUUGCUGCGGCGAUCAUUUAUCUCAUCUCCUUGACACAAACUUAUCGAUCAUCAGGAAAGGUCGUGGACCUCAAGUCAAUUGUGGAGGUGACUGGCGUCAGCGAGGGCACCAUAACCUACACUCUGAAGGAACUGCAGGAAGAGGCGGCCUCCCUCAUUCCAGAUUGGUACAAAGGCAUGAGGGCCGGCAGCAAGAAGAGGGCCAGGGAAGGCGCAUCUUUGGUGGAGGCUCCCAGCCCGUCCGGCCAGAAUGGCAGCAGACCAGCUAAAAAGCCGGUUGUGGCCUGA
This is a messenger RNA of Ostreobium quekettii, 1071 nucleotides long. NCBI's taxonomy places the organism in Eukaryota, Viridiplantae, Chlorophyta, Ulvophyceae, Bryopsidales, Ostreobiaceae. The record is from the annotation of a GenBank genome assembly.